This is a messenger RNA of Cyphellophora attinorum, 285 nucleotides long. Its product is annotated as 60S ribosomal protein L38-1. Lineage: Eukaryota; Fungi; Ascomycota; Eurotiomycetes; Chaetothyriales; Cyphellophoraceae. The coding region runs from base 1 to 285 and encodes 94 amino acids. The transcript has 2 exons. Gene Ontology annotation, biological process: translation; protein-RNA complex assembly. Gene Ontology annotation, cellular component: cytosolic large ribosomal subunit; ribosome. Gene Ontology annotation, molecular function: structural constituent of ribosome. The record is from RefSeq and is a predicted model, not a curated record.
AUGCCUUCCCAAGUCACCGACAUCAAAGAGUUCCUUGAGAUUGCGCGGAGAAAGGAUGCGAAGUCCGCCCGCAUAAAGCCCGCCAAAAAAUCCGCCUCAGUCCGCACCUCCAAGUCCAAGACCGCCGGCGGCAAGGAGCAGAUCAAAUUCAAGAUCCGGGCCUCGCGCCACCUGCACACCCUCAUCCUGACGGACAAGGUCAAGGUCGACAAGAUCAAGCAGAGCUUGCCUCCCAACCUCACUGUGACCGAGGUCGGCGGCAAGGAGAAGAAGACGAAGAAGUAG